CUCCGGCAACGAGUAGUAUCUCCGGCGAUCACCGGCGAUCACCACACCAAUCGACCAACUCUAGCAAAGGUUUGACCCCAUCUUCUGACAAAAAAAUGCAAGAAAAAUCCGAUCACUAAACAAAUGGUCCCUUUCUGCAGAAAUCAAAAAAAUUCCAACAUUCUUCCAAUCAAACCAGCUGCAAUCUUUGAAGAUUCCGGCGUCCUGCAUAUCCACUACACGAUCAAGAAAACAAGGUUAGCAAGAAACCAUUUCCUCUGUCAACUCUGUUCUGUUGUCAUUUUUUUUUUUUUUUGCAAAUUAUGUUCAAUCUACUAUAUUAUUUGCAACUAUUAUCUUGAUUAUAAUAAAAAUGAUCAUGAUCAAAUGUGCUUGCUGGAAACAAAAACAAUUUAUAAACUAAAAAAUAGAAAAAAAAUAUCGAAGACUGGUUUGUAUACAUUGAUUAACCAGAAAAAAAACAAGAAACAUUCAGAAACAUUACGACAACCAGUUACUUGGAAUAACAUGCAAUAAAUUCAACUCAAAUGUUUCAGUACGGUAUGCAAUUACAGAUUAAGGGAACCAGUUACCUUCCCACUGGUUUUUCUACAUUCAUUAACCAAAAAAAAAAAUAGGCAAGAAACAAGAACUCUGAAAAAUUAUUUGAUGUAUCUGGGAAGAUUUACUACAAAAACAAUCAGUAACAAUAGGGUAACCAGUUACCCUGAAAAACAGAAAAUAAAUAAAACUAAGAGGAAAUUACAACUAUAUAAAACUAAGGGUAAAAAUAAGCAAUAUAUGAUUCAUUAUUAAGGUAACCAGUUACCCUGCAAAAAAAAACAAACAAACAAUGUGUAAAACUAAGUGUAACAAGUUACCCUGCAACAACAAUCAAUAUAUAUAACUAAUUUGAAAAACAUAAAAUAUAUAAAACUAAGUGUGACCAGUUACCCUACAAAAGCUAAAUGCUUCAGGAUAAUAUGUGAUUAAAUAUUAAGUUAACCAGUUACCUAGCCCAUUUAGAACCAACUAACUGCUUAAAAAAUUGCCAAAUUUUACAGAUAUGGACAAUAUUACUUCUUUGGUUCAAUAUGGAGGCAAUUGGAAUGAAAACAACGAGUACCAAGGAUACACAAUGUCUGGGAUAUUAAUACCACCAAAUUGUUCUCUUGACAACUUGGUGAAUCUGAUAAAAAAGGAGAUAAAGGAAAAAACAGCAACUAUUGAAGUUUCUUAUCAAGUAGAAAAAGGAACACCACCAAUGAAGGUUGUAACAGACAAUUCAGUGUUGUUCUUCCUGGAAAUAAAGAAAAAAGUUGCUACUAAAAUAACAGACUUACCAUUGUGUGUCACUAUAAUUCAAGAAUCAAACAAUGAAAAUGACCUUCUUCUACUAGCAAAUCAGAAAGCUACAGCAGAAGAAAUGGAGGUGGGGACAUUAUUAAUGCAAGCAAAUCAAGCUUCCAUCAAUGAACAAAUGUUACUUGAAGAAGGAAUGUCAAGCACAACAAAUGAGGGCAUAAAUGUGUCAUACAUACCCCAUUUUGCUGAAGAAGUAGCUGAUUUCAUAAUUGAGGACAAUACAAAAAGAAAAAAGAAGUUGGAUGAAAUCCAACUAGUAAUAUCUGAUUACAGAGUGAACACAAUAGAGCAAGGACAAAUUUACAAGGAUAAGAACACAGUCAAAUCAGCCCUUAGCUACUAUGCAAUGCUGCAUAACUUCCAGUUCAAAACAAAAAGAUCAGAACCUAGAGAGUACCUAGUUACUUGCGCAGAUGAAAAAUGCAACUGGUUGGUGAGAGCAUCUAAGUACAGAAAUCAACAUUUAUUCAAGGUACGGAAAUGCAAUCCAAAUCACACUUGCUCUGUUGAAAUUGUUUUGGAAGACCAUAGGCAAGCAAAAAGCAUCGUAGUUGGGGAAUUAAUAAAGAAUAAGUACAAGUCAAUCAAAAGAAAUUACACUCCAAAUGACAUCAUGAAUGAUAUGAAUGAUGACUUUGGAGUAACUAUGGGAUACACAAAAGCAUGGAGAUCAAGAGAGAAAGCUUUGCGUCUAGUAAGAGGGAACCCCGAUGAUUCAUAUCAGAAGUUGCCAAUAUAUCUUUACAUGUUGAAAAAAGCAAAUCCAGGAACAAUAACACACCUACUCACAGACAAGGAAGAUAGAUUCAAAUACCUAUACAUAGCUUUCUCUAACUCAAUCAAGGGUUGGAGAUACUUGAGGCCUAUAAUUGUUGUUGAUGGAACUUUUUUGAAAAAUGCACAUGGUGGUACCCUGUUUUCAGCAUCAACGUUAGAUUCAAACAACAACAUUUUCGUGUUGGCUUUUGGAAUAGCAGACUCCGAAAAUGAUAACUCAUGGCUAUGGUUCUUCUCCAAACUGCGAGAAACCUAUGGAGAACCCGAAGGAUUGGCUAUAGUUUCUGACAGACAUAAGAGCAUAGACAAUGCAGUACAUAUGGUGUACCCAAAUGCUUUCCAUGGAGCUUGCAUGUUUCACUUACUCAAUAAUUUGAAAGGCAAGUAUGGGAGCCAUGGAGAAGAACUACAAAUGAAAUUCAUUGCAGCAGCAAAAGCAUACACACAGACAGAAUGUGAAAACUACAUGAAAGGCCUUGAUAGAAUUGAUAGACGCAUUAGGCCCUAUUUAGAAAAAGCCAAGUAUGAAACUUGGGCAAGAUCAUACUCGCCAACAAAAAGAUACACCAUGAUGACAUCCAACAUCGCAGAAUCACUCAACGCUGCACUAAAAGCUGCAAGAAAUCUCCCCAUUGAUAUAUUGGUUGAAUGCCUUAGAAGUUUGGUUCAAAAGUGGGUUUGGAACAACUCAAAUAAUGCAAAUGGAACAUUCACAAAAGUCUCUACAGCAACAGAAAAUGAAUUGAGACAUGACAUUGUUUCAAAAAUGAAGUAUGAGGUCUUGCCUUUCAACACAAUAGAAUACCAAGUUCGUGAUCAAAAGGGGAUAAAUUUCACAGUAAAUAUACAUAAUAGAACAUGCACUUGCAAUAGGUUCCAAGAAGAUGAAAUACGUUGUGGCCAUGCAGUAGCUGUCAUUGCAAAAAGAAACUUGAGUGUCUAUGAUUAUUGUGCAAAAUUCUACAGAACAGAAACGUUGAAAGCAUUGUAUCAAGAAAAUGUUCAUCCUUUGCCCCAUAAAGAUGAAUGGAAUCUCCCACAACACUUGGACAUACUAGUGCUGCCUCCAAAUUCAACAAUCCCUGCAGGAAGACCAAGAAAGAAACGAAUAAGAUCAAGAGGGGAAAAUAACGUAAUAAUCACCUGUGGGAAAUGUGCACAACCAGGACAUAACAUGAAGACUUGCAGGAAUCCUCCAUUUCAGAAGCCAAAAAAACAGAAAAAGCCAAAGACAUAG
This is a messenger RNA of Humulus lupulus (European hop), 3358 nucleotides long. RefSeq lists its product as uncharacterized. The transcript has 3 exons. Gene Ontology annotation, molecular function: zinc ion binding. Bases 1046 to 3358 code for a protein of 770 amino acids. NCBI's taxonomy places the organism in Eukaryota, Viridiplantae, Streptophyta, Magnoliopsida, Rosales, Cannabaceae. The record is from RefSeq and is a predicted model, not a curated record.